Molecule: messenger RNA, 2867 nt
Organism: Wyeomyia smithii (pitcher-plant mosquito)
Lineage: Eukaryota; Metazoa; Arthropoda; Insecta; Diptera; Culicidae
Product: intraflagellar transport protein 74 homolog
Exons: 6
Coding region: 536-2386 (616 amino acids)
Biological process (GO): cilium assembly; intraciliary transport involved in cilium assembly
Cellular component (GO): centrosome; intraciliary transport particle B; cilium
Molecular function (GO): beta-tubulin binding
Source: RefSeq, a predicted model, not a curated record
CGUAGCGCAGCAAAACAAUGUAAACAUAAACCAUAUUUGGCAAUAGCAGACAGAGAGUAUAUACGAAUAAGCUUUAGGAAUUUCCAAGCUCAGACACGACGGGUGUUAAUCCACUGAAGAAGCACCUUUCACGCUAAUUUUCCUUCACCUUCUCAUAUGACCGUCUUUUAAUUAGAAUAAAAAGCGCUCUUGAAAAAAGCUACAGAAAUGCAGAUUCAUAAAAAUUUCAAACACGAAAAUGAAAUAUGUGCCAAAUUUACCGUUCGGCAUGUAUAUGCUAACCGGCCGGCGGGUACGUACACCACUGUCAGGCGUUGUGUACCUACACACGCAUUCUACAGUUGCGAAAGCUCGGGAUACUAAACAAAACAAACAUAAGCCGCAAAGUACAAUUUGACAGGUACUUUGAUAGAAUGGAGAAAGCAAAAAUUCAAAAAACCGUUGCCAUGAUAACCAUUGGCUCCAAAACAAACACUGGCAGAAAAACAUUCUUUUCAAAUCUAGACAUAGACAAGAUUUCUUUCCGAAACUUUUGAUGGAAGAUUUCAACAAUAAUUCAUCAUCUCGCUCGUCGGCGGAACGGCCAGCGUCGCGACGUGGCGGCACUAACGGUGUUUUCAAUUUAUUCAACGAUUCGGCAUCUCCCAGUCCAAUUGGAAUUAUGAGACCCGGAACGGCAAUGAAGGCUCCUUCUGCGAUACGCGGCGGUACGGCUAGCCGGUUGGUUGCAAACAAUCUUCAUUCGGCCAAUUCCUCAGCAUCGGUUCAGAGAAUCGGAACGUCGCUUGGAAAUGUCGGAAUUCGAAUGGCCGAACGUCCAAUAACUCAGCAUGGUAUUAGCGGUCUGUCCACUUCACAUGCUCGAAUUGGAACGGCUAGUGGCAACCGUCAGAUUAAGGACAAGCGCUAUUGGCAAGCUAUUUUACAAAGCAAAAUACAGGAAAUAUCACAGGAAACUGACAAGUUGUUGAAGGAGAAAAAGUUUUUGGAUCGAGAAAAAUCCGCGAGAAAGUUGUACGAGAAAAAAGUCAAGGAAUCCGCAAAGGAAUUGACUCAUCUUCAAUCGACGUUAACGUCAAUGAACAUUGCUCUCGAUAACAGCAGCUCAGGAUUGACUAGACAACAGCUUCAAAACGAAACUUUGGCACUUCGAGAGCGCAGUGAACAUAUUCAAGAACAGUUGGAGAUUAUUUUCAAGCAGAGACAAAUCAAGGACAUAGAAAACAAGGAGCUGGAGGCUGAAGCUGAGAAAGAAAAACAUAAAAUCAAUGAGAUGAUAUAUUCUCUUCCUGACUCUGAACAGCAGAAAUAUCGUGAAUUUCAAGCUCUCUCGAGCAGUCUAAAGCAACAGAAUACGAUAUUUCACAACCAGAUUAGUGAUUUAGAGAAACAGAAGGAACGACUCAGUACUGUAAUCAUGAAUUCUCAAACUCGCACGGAAGCUCAUCGUUUAAAGUCCAAGAUAAAAGAACUGAUUUCCAAGCGGAAUCAAAUGCGUGAUGAUGAAAAUAACCGUUUAACACCGGCUCAAGAACGGGAAAAAUUGAUUAACGAAGUACGCUCCAACAAUCAGGCCCUGGCGAGUAUUGGCAAACAGCUCAAAAUUAUUGAAGAUCAAUUGAAUGAAAAGAGAGAAAUUUUACAGCAAAUCGAUCAAGAUUUGGAAGAAGGAAACUCCGAAAGACAUUUGAAAUAUAAGGAGUUGAAAAAACGCGACGAAGUAAUGACUGCCUUUAUGGACACAUUUCAGCAAAAUUUAACCAUCGAACAACAAAAUGUUGAAUCGUUGAAAAAUCAAAUAACUUACGCCAUUGAACAGAUUACUUUACAAGGCAUCAACAUGGAGUCAUUGGGCUCUGAUAGGCUGGAAAGUUCCGGAUUUACGAGCAAAAACGAUCUCAAUUCGCAUGCUGGUCUAAUCAAGGAAUAUAAAAAACUUGGUAUCCAGUUGAAGCAACUGCAAAUUUUGGAGAAAAGAACCGUUGGUCAGCUGAACGGAUUACGCGAAGAGGAAAGUGAUGCACUGAAUAACAUUCACAAGUACACAAAUUUGGAAGCUCCACGUUCGGAGGCGAUUGUAAAAAUGAACGAAUUAACCGAGGUGCUGCAAGAGCUUGAAGAUAAAAAACGUGUCACAGAAAAUGUGGUUGAUGAGGCGAGAAAACGAAAUCAAGAAAUAAAGAUUGAAUUGAAAAGUAACGAGACUUAUCGUCAGAUUUCUCAUCUAGAAGAUAAGCUGAUUGAUUUGAUCAAGGAAAAUAAAGGACUUCAGGAGAUUGUUGAUCAGCUACAUCAGGAGUACGACUAUUCUGGAGUACAACGGGAGGUGGAGUCAUUGUUAAAGGGACACAACACUUUAUUAUGCUCUGAGGCGAGCAAUAAUUAAUCCAAUCGGAUUGAUUAAUUCAUAGCAAAAACUGAUAUUAAUGCUCACCGUUUAUGCUAAAUACAUAAUUUUACAAUAUAACAAAAAUCAACUUUAUGUGCGUCAAUUGUGGCUUGAAGCAGGGCUGAAAAUUUUCGAAACUGCAAAUCAAAAUGACAAAAGUAGCAUUUUCACUGUCUCAAGUUGAAAGAAAUGAGAUAUCUGAUUUAAUAUCGAAAUUUCUUUAUCUCAGCCAAUUCGUCGUAAUAUUUUAAUGAAUUUGAUAAGCAUCUAAAACGCAUAAACAUCACUAAAGCAACACAGUGUGUGCGAAAUCACAGAAAUGCUGCUAUCCAGCAAUCACCGUCAACUAAUUGGAGCUGAAAGUCUCUUUCAUUUUUAGCUUGUUGAAAAUUGAAAUUCAAGAUUUCAAUUACAACUGAAAAUCCUUUCAUGACUGUGAAUGUUUGCAACGCUGGUUUGAAGUGUUAAAUAAAUAAUA